Molecule: messenger RNA, 526 nt
Organism: Suhomyces tanzawaensis NRRL Y-17324
Lineage: Eukaryota; Fungi; Ascomycota; Pichiomycetes; Serinales; Debaryomycetaceae
Exons: 1
Coding region: 180-443 (87 amino acids)
Source: RefSeq, a predicted model, not a curated record
CCGCAACCAAAAAUUGACAUAACAGGAAAAGAUCAGCGGUGUCAAAACUGCAUACGACAUAAUCAGGGUUCACUAUGGAUAGUACCGAGCAUAGGAAUAGAACACUAGGAAUAGAACACUGUUGGUCUGAUCGUUUCCAUGAGUUUUCAGGUACUUGGCGGUAAAAUUUAUAGGUGGCGAUGAUGCACCUUAUAGAAGAUGUCAACUUUCCGCCCCAUCAAAUUUUUAGCUGCACAAAUUUGCCAGUGCUGCCGGAUUAUUCAGCACUGGAGAGAUUUAGUAGAGCGAUCUUUGCAGGUUACGGACUUAAUUCCAGUGCUCGCAACCUCCGACAGCAUAACACCCUCCAAACUUCAGGGCCGAGCAGUUAUAAUCACGUCAGCAACGGCGGCAAUUGGCCUUCGGUUGCGGCCUUUUUAUGUGCCUGGACUAAAAAAUUCUAGUUUUACCGAGUCUUGCAGAUGUUUGGGUGAACAGCACCAUUUUCUGCAUGUAUGAGCGACAAGGAUAUGUAAUCAUCCGUAGA